AUGAGCCAAGAAAUCCUCGUCACUACAGAUGACCUGGGGCUCCCGACUCUCCGGUUGUACGAUCCUUCCAAGAACGGAGAACCCACUACAGCUAUCCCCCCUGAGGCCAUCAAAGACCUCUCAUCUAAACGCACGUUCGUCUUUGUCCACCCCGACCAUCUCAGCUCCAUCUUCCGCAAUGCCAAAACUCAUGAACAAAUCGUUAUACACAUGAGGCGACUCCGACUGGUCAUACUACACGCAAUCUCAACCGCUAAGCUUACAGACACGGAAGUAGAAGGUGGCGUCGAUGGUCCCAACAUCUCACCGCUUGUUGAGAAAUGGUGGGUCGCAUGUCGGGCCAUCCCACGGGGUCAUGCGAUCGAGCAUGUUAUCUUCGAUAUGUCUUUUCCGAACACAAUGGCUAAAAGAGAGAUUGUGAGACUUCUGCAGGGCCUGAGCACGACUUUUUCUUUGAAAUCGAAUGGGAACUUCGAAUGUUGCGUUGAAGGCGAAGCGGAGAGAAAGGACUACCUGGAGAGCAGUCUAGUGGGCUUCAAGAAGUCUGCGGAGUAG
Messenger RNA from Aspergillus affinis, 555 nucleotides. RefSeq lists its product as uncharacterized. NCBI's taxonomy places the organism in Eukaryota, Fungi, Ascomycota, Eurotiomycetes, Eurotiales, Aspergillaceae. Bases 1 to 555 code for a protein of 184 amino acids. The record is from RefSeq and is a predicted model, not a curated record. The transcript has a single exon.